Colletotrichum gloeosporioides is the source of this 1383-nucleotide messenger RNA. RefSeq lists its product as uncharacterized. The coding region runs from base 1 to 1383 and encodes 460 amino acids. The transcript has 5 exons. Lineage: Eukaryota; Fungi; Ascomycota; Sordariomycetes; Glomerellales; Glomerellaceae. The record is from RefSeq and is a predicted model, not a curated record.
AUGUCUAGUUUACCACUCAAGGCCAAGGUCGCCAUCCGCGACCACUGGACAAAUGAGGAGAGCCAGCUCCAAAAGGCGCUCAAAGAGCUGAAGAACGUCCUCGGUCUCGAUGUUGACGUCGAGCCAGACUGGCAACUUUUGUUGGCUGAGCUGGACACCGUCUACUCUGACAAGGGCGAUUUGGUCGCCGCCGUGGCCGGCACUGUUGAGACCUGGACCAAGGCCGCGACAGAGCUCCUCGACGACGACAAGAACGCGGACUGGACCGAGAGCCUGCUGGAGAAGCUCAAGGUCACGUAUAUCAACCUCCGCCUCUUUGUAGAGGUUUCCGGCGACGACCAGGCAUCAUCGACGUGGUCAGACGAGCGAGGCGGCUUCAUCAUUGCCCUGCCGAGACGCCAGCUCACCCACCCCGCAGAGCUCUUCCCCCUCUUCCAGGGCGAGAUCAAGGAGUGCUUCUCCGACAAGCACCACCUCCCGCCGUCGUACACCAUUUCCCCGCGGAUGUCGGGCGACGAGUGGGCCGACGUGGGGUUGGACGUGCGGGCGAGCCACCUCUCUCUGAACGACAGGCAGACCUCCGCGAAGACGACCGGGCCGGACAUCCUCCCCCGCGCAGAUUCCCUGCCCCGCCCUGACGAUUUUCUCAGCAAGCCGCCCUACCACUUGUUCGUGUACGCCCGCAGCGCGCACGAGAUCGAGGUGCAGUGUAGCCACAGCGGCACUCUCAAGUUCUUGUCCGAGUACUUUAAGAAGUGGCGCCGCGUGAACCACCAGCUCAGCACAAAGCCACCCGCGGUCGAGGUCAAGCUCCACCAGUGCGCCUUUGGUCUUGGCGCCAUCAUCGACCGGCUGGUCCUGGUCGCCGAGAACAGGAGCGGCACCUUCACCGUCACGCCGACAAUCGUGCUCUCCCUCGUCGAGGGCGUCCUCGGGUACAAGCAGUUAGCAAGCGGCUCGACGGGGGCCGCGCUGCACACCGCUGCGGGCGCCGCCACGGCCGGUCUGACCUGGCUGAUGGUCCCGUACGACGCGGCCCGCAUCCGCAACGCGCGGAGGAAGCGGCGGAUCCUCGAGCAACACGCUGUCGAGCGCGGGCUCACGGUCAAGACGAAGCGCGGAGAUGUGCUGAUCCCGAUGGCGGUGGGCGUGACGCUCGGCGCCGUCGCCUUCGAGGGGGCCGGGAUGUGCGCGGAUGCCGUGGUGGCGGACACGGGGGGUCCGAAAGAGGUCGUCAAGGGGGUCGCCCAUCUCGGGCUUGACGCGGGCGUGGCUGCGAUUGAACAUGCGCAUGCCAAGAACGAGAAGACGAGGUCCGCGACGAGAUGGAAGUGGAAACGUGGGCUGCGCGAAGCUUCCCUCGAUGAGAAGUCGGAAAAGUAG